Molecule: messenger RNA, 3135 nt
Organism: Marmota flaviventris (yellow-bellied marmot)
Lineage: Eukaryota; Metazoa; Chordata; Mammalia; Rodentia; Sciuridae
Product: protein argonaute-3
Biological process (GO): regulatory ncRNA-mediated gene silencing; regulation of stem cell proliferation
Molecular function (GO): RNA binding; protein binding
Source: RefSeq, a predicted model, not a curated record
GCGUCUGGGGCCGCCGGCGACGCAAGUUCCGGACGGGGCUCCCUUCUCCUCGCCUCACGCCUCUCCUUCCUCUCGCCUGAUCCCGGGCUGUCUCCCGACCGCGGCCCUUCCGGCCGAGCGCCUUCUGAGUGCGGUAGCGGAGGGGAAGCCGUCGUCGUCCCCAGCCUCGGGGCCGAGUGAGGUGCCUGUCGCGCCGCGUCGCCCCCUCGCCGACUCCUCGCCCCUGUGGCGGGCGCCGUUUUCGCCCCAAGCACUCCCCCCAGCUCCAUGAAUGGAAAUCGGCUCCGCAGGACCUGUUGGGGCCCAGCCCCUACUCAUGGUGCCCAGAAGACCUGGCUAUGGCACCAUGGGCAAACCCAUUAAACUGCUGGCUAACUGUUUUCAAGUUGAGAUUCCAAAGAUUGAUGUCUACCUCUAUGAGGUAGAUAUUAAACCAGACAAAUGUCCUAGGAGAGUGAACAGGGAAGUAGUUGACUCAAUGGUUCAGCAUUUUAAAGUAACUAUAUUUGGAGACCGUAGACCAGUUUAUGAUGGAAAAAGAAGCCUUUACACAGCCAAUCCACUUCCUGUGGCAACUACUGGGGUGGAUUUAGAUGUUACUUUACCUGGGGAAGGUGGAAAAGAUCGACCUUUCAAGGUGUCAAUCAAAUUUGUCUCUCGCGUGAGUUGGCACCUACUCCAUGAAGUACUGACAGGACGGACCUUGCCUGAGCCACUGGAAUUAGACAAGCCAAUCAGCACUAACCCUGUUCAUGCCGUUGAUGUGGUGCUACGACAUCUGCCCUCCAUGAAAUAUACGCCUGUGGGGCGUUCCUUUUUCUCAGCUCCAGAAGGAUAUGACCACCCUCUGGGAGGGGGCAGGGAAGUAUGGUUUGGAUUCCAUCAAUCUGUUCGACCUGCCAUGUGGAAAAUGAUGCUUAAUAUCGAUGUUUCUGCCACUGCCUUCUACAAAGCACAACCUGUAAUUCAGUUCAUGUGUGAAGUUCUUGAUAUUCACAAUAUUGAUGAACAACCAAGACCUCUGACUGAUUCUCACCGGGUAAAAUUCACCAAAGAGAUAAAAGGUCUGAAGGUUGAAGUGACUCAUUGUGGAACAAUGAGACGGAAAUACCGUGUUUGUAAUGUAACAAGAAGGCCUGCCAGUCAUCAAACCUUUCCCUUACAGCUAGAAAAUGGCCAAACUGUGGAGAGAACAGUAGCUCAGUAUUUCAGAGAAAAGUACACUCUUCAGUUGAAGUACCCACACCUUCCCUGUCUGCAAGUGGGGCAGGAGCAGAAACAUACCUACCUGCCGCUGGAAGUCUGUAAUAUUGUGGCAGGACAACGAUGUAUUAAGAAACUAACAGACAAUCAGACUUCAACUAUGAUCAAGGCAACAGCAAGAUCUGCACCAGAUAGACAAGAGGAAAUUAGCAGAUUGGUAAGAAGUGCAAAUUAUGAAACAGAUCCAUUUGUUCAGGAGUUUCAAUUUAAAGUUCGAGAUGAAAUGGCCCAUGUAACCGGACGUGUACUUCCAGCACCUAUGCUCCAGUAUGGAGGACGGAAUCGGACAGUGGCAACACCAAGCCACGGAGUAUGGGAUAUGCGAGGAAAACAGUUCCACACAGGAGUUGAAAUCAAAAUGUGGGCUAUAGCUUGUUUUGCCACACAGAGGCAGUGCAGAGAAGAAAUUUUAAAGGGUUUCACAGACCAACUGCGUAAGAUUUCCAAGGAUGCAGGGAUGCCCAUCCAGGGCCAGCCAUGCUUCUGCAAAUACGCACAGGGCGCAGACAGCGUAGAGCCCAUGUUCCGGCACCUCAAGAAUACAUACUCUGGGUUACAGCUCAUUAUUGUCAUCCUGCCAGGAAAGACACCAGUGUAUGCGGAGGUGAAACGUGUAGGAGAUACACUUUUGGGUAUGGCUACACAGUGUGUUCAAGUGAAGAAUGUAAUAAAAACAUCUCCUCAAACUCUCUCAAAUUUGUGCCUAAAGAUUAAUGUUAAACUCGGCGGGAUAAAUAAUAUUCUUGUACCUCAUCAAAGACCUUCUGUGUUCCAGCAACCAGUGAUCUUUUUGGGAGCAGAUGUCACUCAUCCACCUGCUGGUGAUGGGAAAAAACCUUCUAUUGCUGCUGUUGUAGGUAGUAUGGAUGCCCACCCAAGCAGAUACUGUGCCACAGUAAGAGUUCAGAGACCCAGGCAGGAGAUCAUCCAGGACUUGGCAUCCAUGGUCCGAGAACUUCUCAUUCAAUUUUAUAAGUCAACUCGGUUCAAACCUACUCGUAUCAUCUUUUAUCGGGAUGGUGUUUCAGAGGGACAGUUUAGACAGGUGUUAUAUUAUGAGCUACUAGCAAUUCGAGAAGCCUGCAUCAGUUUGGAGAAAGACUAUCAACCUGGAAUAACCUAUAUCGUAGUACAGAAGAGACAUCACACUCGACUGUUUUGUGCUGAUAGGACAGAAAGGGUCGGAAGAAGUGGCAAUAUCCCAGCUGGAACAACAGUUGAUACAGACAUUACACACCCGUAUGAGUUUGAUUUUUACCUCUGUAGCCAUGCUGGAAUACAGGGUACCAGCCGUCCUUCACACUACCAUGUUUUAUGGGAUGAUAACUGCUUUACUGCAGAUGAACUUCAGCUGCUAACUUACCAGCUCUGCCACACUUACGUACGCUGUACACGAUCUGUUUCUAUACCUGCACCAGCGUAUUAUGCUCACCUGGUAGCAUUCAGAGCCAGAUAUCAUCUUGUGGACAAAGAACACGACAGUGCUGAAGGAAGCCACGUUUCAGGACAGAGCAAUGGGCGAGAUCCACAAGCUCUUGCCAAGGCUGUACAGAUUCACCAAGAUACCUUACGCACAAUGUACUUUGCUUAAGUCCAAGGAAGAACUGAAAGAUGCGUCGACACAACGUAUGUUUUGAGGUCUCACUGUGUGGCCCAGACUGGUUUCAAACUCAGAGGCUCACGUAAUCCUCCCACCUGAGCCUUCCCAGUAGCUGGGACUACAGGUAUGCACCACACCUGGCUGUUUUUUUAUAUUGAAGUUUCAUGAAUAUAGUCAAGAACAUAGGAAAGAAAAGAAAAUAGUAUAUCCUAAAUGUAAAAACUUGGUUUAUGCUUGCUUAAUAUAAAUAAAACCAUCUUCCUUUGUCUGUG